AUGUCACGGCGCAAGUUGAUCGUCGAGCUGCCCAACUUUCCCUCCUGCCUCGCUCUCACGACAAUCGACCUCAACGGUGCGCCGACGACCAACGACGAACGAACGCCGCGGUGCGCAUCUACCCGUUCGCAUCCCUCCGACCGCCUCUACAUACUCCCGAACCCACGAACCUCGCACAUAAUCGGACACGGAUCGAAGCCCAAGAUGAGCUUCACAACCCUUCGGCCUCGGCCCUCCCUCCUCACCUCCCUCCAAAACCUCACCAUCACGCCCGCCACCGCCGCAACCCGCGCCUUCUCAACCUCCACCCCCCUCGCCACAAAAACAAUCUCCCUCCAAAAGAUCCCGACCUCCGCCGUACCCCCCUACCCCCACGGCCCCCGCCUCCUCUACAAACAAUCAAACCACGGCCUCUACGGCACCUCCCGCAUCCGCCACGGCCACAACGUCUCCCCGAAACACCACCAAGUCACCCCCCGCACCUGGCGCCCCAACGUCCACCGCAAGCGCCUCUGGUCCGAGUCCCUGGGCGCCUGGGUCCGCACCCGCCUCACCACCCGCGUCCUGCGCACGAUCCGCAAGGAGGGCGGCAUCGACGCCUACGUGACAAAGACCAAGGCCGCGCGCGUCAAGGAGCUGGGACCGGGGGGAUGGAAGCUGAGGUGGCUUGUUAUGCAGACGGCUACCUUCCGGGAGAGGUACGUCGCCGAGAGGGAGAAGCUCGGCGUCGAGGGGGAGAUGAGGGAGGAUCAGACGGAUUUGGUCACCGUCAUGGUCGAUGCUGCUACGCCGGGGCCCCUGAGCGCUGUCAGCAGGGGGAUUCUCGAGAAGAGAGCUGCGCAGAUGAUUUUGGAGGAGUUUACGCUGGGCGAGGAGGCCGAGUUUGGGGCUGAGGAUGGCGAGGGGUACGAGGACGUUCAUGUGCCUGGUAUCGGAGAGCCUGUCACUGAGCAGAGGAUAUGA
Messenger RNA from Colletotrichum lupini, 963 nucleotides. Its product is annotated as ribosomal L28 family protein. Bases 1 to 963 code for a protein of 320 amino acids. Gene Ontology annotation, molecular function: structural constituent of ribosome. Gene Ontology annotation, cellular component: mitochondrial large ribosomal subunit. The record is from RefSeq and is a predicted model, not a curated record. The transcript is spliced from 2 exons. NCBI's taxonomy places the organism in Eukaryota, Fungi, Ascomycota, Sordariomycetes, Glomerellales, Glomerellaceae.